Messenger RNA from Amborella trichopoda, 2026 nucleotides. RefSeq names its product nijmegen breakage syndrome 1 (gene NBS1). Lineage: Eukaryota; Viridiplantae; Streptophyta; Magnoliopsida; Amborellales; Amborellaceae. Gene Ontology annotation, biological process: mitotic G2 DNA damage checkpoint signaling; double-strand break repair via homologous recombination. Gene Ontology annotation, molecular function: damaged DNA binding; protein binding. The record is from RefSeq and is a predicted model, not a curated record. Gene Ontology annotation, cellular component: Mre11 complex.
CCUCUUGGGUUUGAGUAAUGGCGGGAAGGAGUGUAGAGAGAGAGAGAGCGUGGUACUAUUUCUAUCAGGUGUAGAGAGAGAAACUGAUUUGUGAGAUUUUUCUCUUGCAUAUUUUCAUUCCACUGCAGAAGGCUCAAUGGUCUGGGAGCUUUCGUCUAUGGGUUCCUCUCAAGGAAUGCCAAAACACUAUAUAUGCUCCAAAGGGAUAUACAAAGUGGGUCGAAAAGGCUGUGAUAUAAUUAUUCAAACAGACAGAACCAUUUCACGUGUUCAUGCUGAAAUUAUAGUUGAUUUAAUGAGUUCAUGGGAUCCUUCACAGAGCAAGUCCAGUAAUCUUCCUUCCAAUGUUAGUCUUCUAGACCUCUCAAAGUUCGGCACCUUUAUAAACAAGAAUACCGAGUCAAAGCCAGUUUUCUCAUUUCCAAAUAAGGUGACAACUUUGAGAAAUGGGGACCUCAUUACAUUUGGGACUGGUGAUGCAUCAUUCAGGUUUUCUUACAUACCACUCUUAAUUUAUAUUCACUUUGAGGAGUCAUUUAAAGACAAUAACGCCAUUGAAGACAUGAUCUCUAUGAUUGGUGCAUCAGCUACUCGGACAUGGACAGGGGGAUGCACACAUGCACUUGUUAAUGAACAUUCCUUGGUGACUGUCAACCUUCUUGAUGCUGUUGUGGCAAAGCAACCUGUCAUUCUCAGCAGUUGGGUUCAGGCUGUUGCAGAGAAAAAGGUUUCAAAUGAAAUUCCUAGCUGCUCUACUUGCAUUCCAACUUUGACGUUAGGAGAAGGAGAACAUUCGUCAUCAGUUAAAGUUGUGGAACCAACAGUUCGGGAAAGCUGUUUAGCGGGAUAUACUUUUGUAUUACGGUCUUCACAUAUGUAUACAUAUGGGGAAAGAUUGAGGCUGUUGCUAGAAGUGGUUGGUGCAAAGGUUCUCUCCCUUGAUUCAUUUCAUUUUAGUAAUCAGAUAUUGGAGGACGGUGCAAGCAAGCUCAUAGCACAUGUGAUCCCUUCAGGAUCAGAAAAUGAUAUUCACACUCUGCGCUCUCUCAAUUCAAUAUCCAGAGUCAAUGAGGUUAAGCUGGUUGCUUGUGUUUUAUCUGGACAUCUGGACCCAUCUAUUCUGGAGUUGCCUUCUUUACGUGUUUCAUCUUCUCACUCUACUGAUGAGACCAUUGUGGCCGACUCUGAUGUGGACACUGACACUGCCACUUCUGAUCGUGUUGCUGCUUUGGUCCAGUCUAAAAAAUCCACGAGCGACGAGGAGAGAGGGAGCUCUAAUGAUGGCCUUGCCAAAGUCACAGCAGAGGAGAGGACACUGCCUAGUGAAAUAGGGGAAGAUGGGGGUAUUAUUGUGAAGAGUGUGAAGGAUGAAUCCGAUGCCCCUUCCCUUCAUAAUUCAGACAUAAUAUACACUCAGGAUUUGAUUGUGAGAAAUGGCCUUGUGACUUCAAACAGGAAUAAAUCUAGCUCGGAGGCCAUCAAUUUUAAACGAUUUAGGAAGAGAGAGGUUCCAUCUGGGAAUAGCUUCCGAGAUUUAAUCCCAUUUUCGAAGUAUCCAUAUAAAGAAUCAGAUUAUGGGAGUGAGGUGGCAGACUUCCGUAGAGAAGAAAAGAAAAGGAAAGAAAUGGAAGCUGUUGCAGAUGAUCUGUUCAAUUCUGAGAAGGUCAAGAGGCAACGGGGAACCACGGCUUCAUCAUUAUUUGGUUCGAGAUCUCAAUAUUCAUCUCUUGGGAAGUAUCUGUAGCACUUUUUUACUCAAACAUCGAUGCCCUCCAUCUCUCACAUAAUAUGAUUGGCAUCUCUCUUUGCCGAUGUUUUGCUUUUUGUAUAUUGACUGUGCUUUCUCCCUUCUAUAUAUGGCUUAAUGCUUUAGUGGGGCUGACUUGGGUUAAUUUAUUGCCUAUGGUUGGUGAUUUUUUAACUGCAUUGUGAUGUAAAUAUAGUGUUUUAGUUUGAUUGGUGUGGAUGUAUCAGUGUCUUAUCAUAAAAGAGAAUCAGAAGAUACCAUGGUUGGUGAGGUAACUUA